CUCACUACCAUGAUAUCCACUAUAUCCGACCAACUCCACUGUCCGGCUGAACGCGGACAGCAAACACUUUGAUCGGACGGAAAAGUGGAGAAAAAAAAAGUGCGCGUAUUUUUUCUGCUCUUCGGAUCGAACCGCGACCUCCAGGACAGAGUUUAGGAGGAGAAAAUAAAGCGCGACAUAGUUUUUUUCUUUCUUUCUUUUCCUCCUUUGAGAAUGUGGCGAACCUGAGGUUGGAGGAAAAAGAAAGAAGGCGGAUCGCAGCUCAUUGAACGAUCAGAGGGAGAGAGAGAGAAAAAAAGAAGUUGUUUCAUGGCGAGAACUACAUGAGGACGUGCAGCGGGACCAGAGGACGACGCAGCAGAGCAGCCGCAGAUUCACACACUUCAUUACCUGCCUGUUAGUGAAGACGACAAGAGGAUGUUGUCUCAGCUGAGAGAGCAGAUAUGGGCCGACUGGAUUUGGUUUCCCGAAGGCCACGGCUGGGCCGACUUGACGGAUCAUGAUGGCAAAGUCUUCCCUAAAACGCAGGACCUCUGGGCGACCAUCCCCAUCGCCCUCUGCUUCCUCGUCAUCAGACAAAUAUUCGAGCGGACGGUGGCGAUCCCGCUGGCCUCUCUGAUGAAAGUGAGCGACAAGCAGCGUGUUCGUGCUUCUCCUAAUCCCAUCCUGGAGUCCCACUUCUGCAGCACAUCAAAGCAUCCCACACAGAGCUCCAUAGAGACUUUAAGUAAACAGACGGGCUGUUCGGUGCGACAGGUCCAGAGGUGGUUCAGGCGGCGGAGAAACCAGGACCGGCCCAGCAAGGUCAAAAAAUUUCGGGAAGCAAGUUGGAGAUUUACCUUUUACCUUCUUGCUUUCUUUGCUGGCCUGGCAGUCCUCGCUGAUAAACCAUGGUUCUACGACAUGAAGCUGAUGUGGGAGGACUUCCCGAAAAUGCCACUGGUGCCUUCACAGUACUGGUACUACGUGAUCGAACUGGGCUUCUACGUCUCGCUGCUGUUCAGCGUAGCGUCGGAUGUCAAACGUAAGGAUUUCAAAGAGCAGAUAGUUCACCAUGUGGCCACCAUCGCCCUCAUCAGUUUCUCCUGGCUGGUCAACUACAUCCGGGCAGGGACUUUGAUCAUGUUGGUGCACGAUGCCUCCGACUAUCUAAUGGAGUCAGCCAAAAUGUUCAACUACGCAGGUUGGAGAAAAACCUGCAACUUCAUCUUCACGCUGUUCGCUGUGGUUUUCAUCAUCACCCGCCUCGUCAUCCUCCCCUUCUGGAUCAUACAUACGACGUGGGUGUACCCGCUGACUCUCUACCCCCCCUUCAUCGGCUUCUACUUCUUCAACGGGCUGCUGCUGGUGCUGCAGGUUCUGCACAUCUUCUGGGCGGCGCUCAUCCUGCGCAUGGUCAUUAAGUUCCUGCCGGGCAACGAUAUCGUGGAGGACGAGCGCAGCGACAAGGAGGAGAGCGAGUCGGAGGACGAAGAAGACGAGCGCAGGGAAAAGUCUAAAAACGGCCACGUGCAAAACGGCCACGCUCUCCUCAACAACAACCACAGCAAGACGGACUGAUGGGACAGUGAGAGCUGAGGCUGUAUGAGGAGUGACACCUGAAAGCCAAAGAGCGCGGCGUAUGGAAAGAGGCAGCAGGCAACACACAAACACACACAUGUACACACUCACAUCAUCCCCCCUCUCCUCCCCACCGGUAGUCCAGUGUGGAUGAAUUCACCUCUCUGUGGAUUACACUAAAUUAAAUAAAAGAGAAAAGGCUGCUGAAGAAAACCCACGAUGAUCUGCCUCAGCAGCAGAGUGGUUUUCUCUUCAUUUCUUCUCCUCUUUUUUUUUUUUUUUUUUCUCUCCAGUUUGUUUUCGCUAUUCGCCGAGAUUUUGUGCUGUUUGUCCAAGUUGCCAAACCCUGCCUGCUUCGUAGCUUUAUGUUUUAUUACUGGAAGUGUUUUCAGGAGAUUCUGCCGUUGGGACGGGCAUUCGCUUCCCUUCCUGCAGUCAGUUAACAGUCUAAGUAUUACUGCCCUCCAACUUGACUGAUUAUUUUUUGUUUUCUUUCGCUCUAAACAUCCACAAUGAAGUCGGUGACAUUGUGAUGAGCACUUGUGUGAAUGUGGCAGUGACUUUCUGUGGACCAUAACCGGAGUUUAAGCCUCUUUACUAAAAGUCCAGAGUUUUGGUAAAUAAUAAUAAAUCCGCAGCUGCCAUUUUGUCACUUUGGUUCACGGUUUUUGAGACAGUGUAUGAAAAAUAUAUUUGUUCCCGUGAGGUUUAAAAAGCUGAAUAAUUGGUGAUAGAUAAUAUUUUUUAACAGUUUGAGAGAAGGUGCUACAUCUGCCACGUGUACUGAAACGUGCCUUAUGUGGAAGUUUGUCUUAAAACGCUCUGUCUCUUUGGGAAGCAGAACGCACAGAGAUCCUUUUUAAAUGUUUGUUUAUGCUUCACAUCUUUUUAGUUGUAUGAUUUUAUUUUACUUUAUGUUUUAUUAGUUGUUUUUUUUUUGUUUGUUUGUUUUUUUCCAAGUCCAGUCAAUGGUUUAAAAUUUGGGAGCAAUUUGUUUGAGUGUAACCCAAACCCAUCUGUAAUUGUUUAUUAAUUCUUUAUGGGCUGGAAGAGUCGGUAGCAUUUCCAUUCAGUGUUGUUUAUCCAUCCAAAGAUGCACUUUAUGGGUUCUUCUAUAGAUCAGCAUUGGCUAAAAAAAAAAAAUCUAGUAAAAUAACUUAGUGAUUGAUUCAAGUUGAAAUGUGAUUUCCUUUUUAGUUCAGAGAGGUUUGGAAUAUGAUUUAAAUUUUUUCUUGAUAUUUAUUCUCAUUAGUUUUGCUUUAUGUUGUUAAAAAAUAAUAAUAAUUAUAAAAGAAGAGCAAACCUUAUGGAAAGAUGUUAAAAUGAAACACCAAAGUUCGGUUUACAUGUUUGUGUAACCCUGUCAUUUGCAAGUGCCUUCAUCAUUUCAAUUGUUAAUUGUAAAGAAAAAAAAAAAAUCUGUCCCUUUGUCUGAUUCUGUCGCCUUUGUGGCCCAACACGUCCGACACUCGGACGGGUCUCUGCCCGUCCUGAGUGCCUCUCGACCAAUCAGCUGCAGCUCCCUCCAGAGAGCUUUGCUUCUACUGAAGUGUUUUUAUUCUGCGGUAUGUGUUGCUGAGAUGUAAAAUCAUAAUGACGAUGAUGAUAAAGAUAUUUGUGGAUAACUCA
Messenger RNA from Stegastes partitus (bicolor damselfish), 3189 nucleotides. It is a transcript of the gene cers2a, whose product is annotated as ceramide synthase 2a. Gene Ontology annotation, molecular function: DNA binding; sphingosine N-acyltransferase activity. NCBI's taxonomy places the organism in Eukaryota, Metazoa, Chordata, Actinopteri, Pomacentridae. Gene Ontology annotation, cellular component: membrane. The coding region runs from base 418 to 1560 and encodes 380 amino acids. The transcript has 11 exons. Gene Ontology annotation, biological process: ceramide biosynthetic process. The record is from RefSeq and is a predicted model, not a curated record.